GGUUCUGCCUGUUGCUGGGGCGGCAGGGAACCGCCGCUCUGCUGGGCUGGCGCAUUGCGAGGGGAACGGUGCUGUGCCCUGCCAUUCUGCCCAUUCUUCCCAGGUGCCCCAGUGGUGUGCAGAACAAGCCCUCUCAGUGCAGUUUGCCCAUGGCCGGGUGGUCUGCACCCAGCCACAUAGUUUGGCAGCCCUCAGUCUGGCAUUGCGCGUGGCAGAUGAGAUGGACCUCAACGUGGGCCAUGAGGUUGGCUAUUGUGUGCCCUAUGAGGACUGCUGCGUCCCAGAGACCCUGCUCAGGUUCUGCCUGGACGAAGUCCUGUUGCAAGAGAUGACGUCGGACCCGCUGCUGCGGCAGUACGGGGUGGUGGUGCUGGACGAGGCUCAGGAGCGUACCGUGCCCACGGAGCUGCUGCUGGGGCUGCUAAAGGACGUGCAGCACCAGCGCCCGGAGCUGCGCCUGGUGGUGGUGACCGAGCCCCUCCUGGAGGAGCCGCUGCGUCAUUUCUGCCAGGAUGCCCCCGUGGUGCGGGUCCCGGGGCUCGGCCCGGCCCCAUGCCUGACCUACAGGGAGCCCCGCCCAGGGGGGCACAUCCCUGCCACCUGCCAGGCUGUGCUGGAGCUUCAUCGGCAAAAGGAGGUUGGCGACGUGAUGAUCUUCGUGGCCAGCGAGCAGGAGAUCAGUGAGUGUUGCGAAGCCCUCCAGACAGAGGCUGUGACCUUGGAGCCCAGCCUGGGACCCCUGCUGGUGCUGCCCCUGCACCCGGCCGUGGGGAGGGACAUUCAGAAGUUGUAUGAGAACAGCCUGGGUGACCGGGCACGCCGAGUCAUUGUCACCCACUGGCUGGCCGAUGCAGCCUUCUCUGUGGGCAGCGUCAGGCACAUCAUCGACACGGGGAUGGAGCUGCGCAACGUGUACAACCCACAGAUCCGGGCUGCAUCGCAGGAGUUGCGCCCCAUAAGCAAGAGGCAGGCAGAGGCCCGGCGGCUCAGGGCUGCUGGUGUCCCUCCAGGAACCUGCCUGCGCCUCUAUUCAGAGGCCUGCUACGAGCAGAGGCUGCCAGCCGUGUCUCCCACCCACCUCAUGGAGGCCGACCUUCGCCGCCCCAUCUUGCUGCUGAAGAGGCUGGACAUCGCAGAUGUGGGCCAGUGUGAUUUUCUCGACAGGCCAGCCCCCGAGUCUCUGAUGCAGGCCCUGGAGGACCUGGACUACCUGGCGGCCCUGGAUGAUGAUGGGAACCUUUCCGAGGUGGGCAUCAUUAUGUCGGAGUUCCCUCUGGACCCCCAGCUGGCCAAGGCCCUCCUGGCCUCGUGCGAAUUUGAUUGCGUGGAGGAGAUGCUGACUCUGGCCGCCAUGCUGACGGCCUGGCCGUGUUUCCAGACCCCGGCUACGCGCUGGGAGGAUGCUGUGGUGGCCCGGCGGCGAGCCCUGCUCCAUCCCGCAGGGGACCAUUUCACCCUCAUCAACGUCUUCAACGCAUUCCACCAGCAGAGCGACCCAGAAAGCUGGUGCCGGAAGCACGCAAUAAGCGAGGCAGCCCUGCAGCUGGCCGGAGCCGUGCGGACAGAGCUCUUGGACGUGAUGCAGCGAAUUGAGCUUCCGGUCUCCCCACCGGCCUUUGGCACCAACAGCAACAUCCUGCAGCUGAAACGAGCCCUCCUCACGGGCUUCUUUCUCAAGGUCGCCCGGGACAUCGAUGGCUCAGGCAACUACCUGCUGCUGACGCACAAGCACUUGGCCCAGCUGCCCCCCGGCUGCUGCUACCGGCUGCGCCACCCACCCCCACGGCCCCCCUCCUGGGGGCUGUACCACGAGUUCACCAUCUCCCAGGACAACUGCCUGAGGAUUGUCUCUGAGAUCCAGCCAGACUUCGUGGCUGAACUAGCCCCCCAGUACUUCCUGACCAAUUUGCCCCCCAGCGAGAGCCGGGACUUGCUGAUGGAGCUGCGUGGGAAGCUGGCAGGAGAUGCGGAGUUACCUGCCCCCCUCUCAAGUCAAGGGGAGAGCCCCCAGGCCCCCAGUGCUGCUGAGGACGGGGAGGAUUCCUGUGUGCUGCAGUGACUGUGGAGAGAGAGAGGAAGAUGGGCUCGGCGGAGCCGCGUUGCCCCUCCAGGAGAGCGAAGGCCUUGGGCCUGCCAAGAGUUGCCUGGGUUUCCCCCAGCACACAACUCAGGCUGUCCAAAUGCCUGCCAGGCUUUGGGAAGAGGGCAGAGCAGGGGCGUUGCCACCCUGAGCGGCGGGGCCCCAAAUUGGCCGCUUUGGGGAUCAUGCCUUAGCUGGGCAUGCUUGGACGGUAGAGGGUAAGAGGCGGCCUGGGCAUCUGGCUGUCUUGCAGCCCUAUCCCUCUGGCCACUGCUCCUGCUCCCGUCUGGGCAGAGACGGCUGGCUGUGGGUCUGCUGUCUAGUGGUGCCAGGAGGUUCUCCACUGGGUCUGAAUAACCUUUCUGCCCCCACCCCGUUCCUCGGGCAGCUGGGUCUCCCUCAGCUCUCCUUGGUGUCUGAGGUUGGCAGCCUCGGCGAGCAGCAGGGCUGCUUUCACCUCUCCACUGGGGGGUUGUGGCAGGCCCCGGAGACCCCCAUAGCACUCUUCUGCUCAGUAGGGGAAGAAGCUGCCAGCCCCCCCAAUUCUCCAAAGGGGCCCUCUCCCUUUUUCUCAGAAGCAGUGUGCUGGGAGGGGGCUUUUGUUGUCCCGCCCAUUCGCUUUCAGCUUCAACUGGAGGUCCCCGCUGAGCUGUCUUCAGUGUCUUUGUUAAUUGUGGAGGGGUGGGGGAGAAGCCUGGGCGCGGCCCUUGCCUUUUCUGUAUGUGCCUAAAAAGCAUUUCCUGCGCCCUUGGGAACAGUGGGCAUGCGUCCACUUGUGGGGCAGACCCUAGCAGGCUCCAUAGGGCCUGGGCUUGCUCUCCCCCUGCUGCCCCGGACGAUCCUAUCUGCAGGGAUUAAAUUCUUUUAAACAUCCAAA
Molecule: messenger RNA, 2957 nt
Organism: Python bivittatus (Burmese python)
Lineage: Eukaryota; Metazoa; Chordata; Lepidosauria; Squamata; Pythonidae
Source: RefSeq, a predicted model, not a curated record